ACCCACAACACAAAACCAUUCUCCAUCAACCAAAAAAAAAACAUUUUUUGUUGUUUGUUUGCUAUAUUGAAGCUUAUAGGCUUUUUUGGUGAAAAAUGGAGAUUGAAUCUGUGAGAUGCGAGUGUUGUGGGUUAAUGGAAGAUUGCACACAAGACUACAUUAGUGAGGUCAAAUCUAACUUCGACAACAAAUGGCUUUGUGGUCUCUGCUCUGAGGCCGUGAGGGACGAAGUAAGUCGCCGGAAGAUGACCACCGUUGAUGAAGCCCUUAAGGCCCACGUGUCAUUUUGUGGCAAGUUUAAGAAAGAUAAUCCGGCGGUUCAUGUGGCCGACGGUAUGAGGCAGAUGCUACGUAGGAGGUCCGGUGACUUGACGACUUCCUCUACGUCCAAGAAGUUUGGUAGAUCUAACACCACCAAGUUGUACUGAUCCAUUUUUCUUCUAUUUCGUUAAUUAAUUAAUGUAUAAUAUUUGAUGCUUCUUUUUUUCUUGUUUUGUUUAAUGUCAUAAAUAAUGGUCGGUGAUGCUAUAACUAAUCAAUUAAUUUCAUUCAG
Molecule: messenger RNA, 553 nt
Organism: Arabidopsis arenosa
Lineage: Eukaryota; Viridiplantae; Streptophyta; Magnoliopsida; Brassicales; Brassicaceae
Source: the annotation of a GenBank genome assembly